Molecule: messenger RNA, 1813 nt
Organism: Drosophila teissieri
Lineage: Eukaryota; Metazoa; Arthropoda; Insecta; Diptera; Drosophilidae
Product: protein phosphatase PTC7 homolog
Exons: 1
Coding region: 274-1239 (321 amino acids)
Source: RefSeq, a predicted model, not a curated record
AUGAACUAGAUCGCGACCUGACGAGAAAAAGUGUAUCACUUCAUCACAUAACAUUUCGCAUUUAAUUGGAACGUAAAUUGUGUGCCCCGUCGAGACAGGAGUUUUGUCCCGGAAAAAUCGAGUGCGGAGGAGUGGCGUGUAGGAGUGAACGCCAAGAAGGAGCACUCCCACGUCGAAUCAAACGCAUAGAACGAAUCCGAAACCGAAUCCUACACCCCCCCUACAUGCGAUUGAUUUGAUUGAUUGAGAGCACGAGACCACGAGUUCUGGGCGAUGCACUCGUCACUCAGCUGGACCUCGCGUGUGAUCUCUCGCGCCCUGCGCAGCAGUUUCUCCACGCUCCUGGAAACGGCCACGGGCGGCGGAGGAGGGGCGGCAGCAAAGGGGGCCACCAAGUCGGGAGCGGGAGCAGGAUCCUCGGGCUCCCCGCGACCCCGUUUCGUAUCUGUGGUGUGCGGCUUCGCCAAGGACAACCUGCGACACAAGUACAAGCCGGGAAAGUACGGCGAGGAUUCAUGGUUCAAGGCCUCCACCGCCAGUGCGGAUGUUAUGGGCGUGGCCGACGGCGUGGGCGGCUGGCGAAGUUAUGGUAUCGAUCCCGGGGAGUUUUCAUCGUUCCUGAUGCGCACCUGCGAGCGGUUGGUGCAGUGCAGCCACUUCAAUCCCCAACGGCCGGUUAACUUGCUGGCCUACAGCUACUGCGAGCUGAUGGAGCAAAAGAAGCCCAUUCUGGGCAGCAGUACCGCCUGCGUCCUGAUCCUCAACCGUGAGACGAGCACCGUGCACACGGCCAAUAUCGGCGACAGCGGUUUCAUUGUGGUGCGAGAGGGCCAGGUGGUGCACAAGUCAGAGGAGCAGCAGCACUAUUUCAACACACCCUUCCAACUGUCAUUGCCGCCACCGGGACAUGGCCCAAAUGUCCUCAGCGACAGCCCUGAGUCGGCGGACACCAUGAGCUUUCCGGUGCGGGACGGCGACGUGAUUCUCAUUGCCACCGACGGAGUGUUCGACAACGUGCCCGAGGAUCUGAUGCUGCAGGUGCUUAGCGAGGUGGAGGGCGAACGCGAUCCCGUCAAGCUGCAGAUGACGGCCAACAGCCUGGCGCUGAUGGCGCGUACCCUCUCCCUCAACAGCGAGUUCCUCUCGCCCUUCGCUCUCAGCGCUAGGAGGAAUAAUAUCCAGGCGCGUGGCGGCAAGCCGGACGACAUCACCGUUGUCCUGGCCACCGUGGCGAUGUGAGAGUGGUGCUCCGAAUCAUCCUCCCUAGUGAUUAACGUUUACUUGUAGUCCGUACGUGUUUAGUUAGCUUUAGGAGCCUGUUUCGUGGUUCUGUCUACCGUUUAAGCUGCAUGUUGAGAUUGAGAUUGUGAUUGACGAGGACGACGACGACCCUUUGACCCCUUGAAUUGUUAGUUACAUAUAUACGAGCCAACUCAUUUUCGAACCGACGAACUUCGACGCAUCCUGGUGAGCGACCCACGCCUUGAUUGUAUACAUAACCCUCGCUAUAAGUAGAGAAAUGCGAAUUAUCUGCUAGAUCUGGCGAUCUCUGUCGUCAGUGGCGCUCUAAUCACCACAAACAAUAAACAAACAACCGAUUGCGAAACAAUCCCCGAGACCGAGGAUCAUAAAUACGAGUCCGGGGUCCGGAUGAUGGAAGGUGGACCCGGAAUGGAGCGAGUCGAGUGCAGCUAUCUGACUGAGGACGGAGGAUUACCCAUUUACCCGGGCGAACGAACUGUCUUUAAACAAUUUUUGUCGAAAUGUACUCACUGAUAUUUGCGACCCAAUAAAAUUAUUCAAUGAAAAACAA